Molecule: messenger RNA, 1683 nt
Organism: Malania oleifera
Lineage: Eukaryota; Viridiplantae; Streptophyta; Magnoliopsida; Santalales; Ximeniaceae
Product: probable E3 ubiquitin-protein ligase RHB1A
Exons: 5
Coding region: 311-925 (204 amino acids)
Molecular function (GO): zinc ion binding; ubiquitin-protein transferase activity
Source: RefSeq, a predicted model, not a curated record
AAGAAGAGUCGUUCUUGCACGAAACAGAAAAAACACGCACACACGAAGCAGUAUAGAGAGAGAGCGAGAGAGGGAGAGAGGGAGAGCCAACCUCGCAGGCUUUCUCUUCAAAUGGGAAGCAAAAUUGUAUACUAGAGUAGCCCACCGCAGCAGCCGCCGCCGUAGUUAUCCUCUCUCUCUCUUGCUCUCUCUAUCUCCAAUUCGCCUUCGAAAUUAGCGAACUUGAUUGAAGCUUCGAUCAAUCAAUAGGGGGCAGUAGACGAUGCCCAAGCUACUGAUAGUUUCAGGUGGGUAACAAAGUUACUGAAAAAUGGGUGGCUGCUGCUGUUGUUCUUCCAGAAGAGCUGAUCAAAAUAGGAGUCCUGCAUACUAUUAUUUCCCAAGAGUUUCUGAAGAGCAUCAACCCUUAUCAGCUCACCAUGGUGCCACCUCUGCACUCUCUACAGGACUGCUGGUUGAUACAAAUCUGGAUACAUCAAUCCCUGACACAUAUAGACCGCCUCCUGUACCUAUGCCAUAUGAUGCAGAUCUGGGACGUCCUCAAACUCCUCCAGAAACAUGUGGCAACAAAAAUAAUACAACAGUGCAAACAACAAAUUCUGAUUUGGCUGAAGAAAAUGCAGGUGGCAAUACUUGUGAAGAGCUGAGUGAAUCAGAUGGCAAAGUACAAACAAAUUUUGAACUUGACACGGUGAAGCAGCCAGAACUUGAGCUAUCAAAGUCAACUGAGCCUAUUGUUUCAUCUAUGGAAGAGGAGGAUGUCUGUCCCACCUGUCUUGAAGAAUAUGAUGCAGAAAAUCCAAAAAUUAUCACAAAGUGCGAGCAUCAUUUUCACCUUGCCUGCAUUCUUGAAUGGAUGGAGAGAAGUGACACAUGUCCCGUAUGUGAUAAGGAAAUGAUCUUCAACCCUCCUGUCACUGAAUAACUAUCAGCAGUCAGCUACUCAUUCAGAAUUGGACUUCGUUGCUGUUUGAAAUUACAGAUUGAGAUACAGAAGUUAGGAGUUGCGUGACAGUUUUUGGAUAUUCAGAUCAGUGGUAGCUACUUAUUUGGAUGCAGUUUGGCUGUUUUGUCCUCGCCCAAUGCUAAAAGAGUCUUUGCGGAUUCAUUUCCUUUCAACCUUUUCCACCCUUCUAAAGAAAAGAAAAUUAAAAAAAAAAGUGAGAUAAGAGAGAAAAGGUGUGGGGACUGACAUGAUACAUUUCCUGAGGUGCAUUCCCCAUUUUCUUUUCAUUCAUUGCUGGUGCUUACUGCAAAGAUGAGCAAAUUGUAAGUGGCAUAAUAACACCAAGCAGAUGGGCGUGAGGCAGUGCAAUUUAGCCAUGUUACAUGUGUAGCGUUCUGAACAAUCAGGUAUAAAUUUUUCCAAACCGAGAAAAUUUGAAAAUACAAGGUAAAUUCUAUGUUUUGUGCUCCUCUCUAUACAGCUGCUGAACCUUUAAAAAAAAAAAAAAAUAGGGGGCAGUGCAUAUCCUCUGUGUAUAUCCUCUUUUGGAAUGCCUGAAUUCGGCUGUCAAUGACAUUUGUUCACUGUUUUGCUCGCUUGAAUUUGUUCUGUAAAUUGCAGACAAUCGCUCUGUUUUCCUUGUUUUGUUUUGUUAUUUUUUUUUUUUUGGGCUUUUUUAUUUGUUUGUGGAGGGGUUGAUCAAUGUAAGGAGUAACAAAUGAUCAUUUGGAAAGUCA